UUUUCCCCCUCGCUAUGGACCAAUGAUUGAAGUUUACCAAAUUCCUGUGUUUUACACAUGUUACCUGGUGAGAGGCGACUUCCUUGUUCAUGUUUAAUCGGUAACAUUAGCCUCGGGUGAGACGGGUAUAUAUCACUGGAUCACUCUGCCUGUUCAGAUCUCAUGAGUGGGGUGUACCGUGGUCUACCUGUGUUUUGUUUUUCUCCGUAUUGUAGGAUAUUUCUGCACCAGAAAUCACGGUGUAUUCACAUCCAAUCAGUGGUUACUGUAUUCUGCAGACGACAUGGUGUUAUAAAACCCCAUUUUUGUGAAUAUUCAUUGCAUAUAUAUAUAUAUGAAAUACAUACCGAAUUGUGUACACUGCAUACAUCCAUCGAAUACUUACCAUGGGAUUUUGGAGAAGAGUAUUUUGGACGCGAAAUACCAAAUGGCAGGAAAAAGUAUUUAUACUCACAGUCAUAAUGGUGGUUUUCGUUACAAGCAUGAUCAAUCUGAGGCCACAGAUGUUCGUGUCGCAAUUGGAACCCAAGUUAACCAUGCAAAACCACAGGUUGGAUAAGAUAUUUGUCUCCAUUCAACCUCAGUUGGAUUUUCAAUACAAUGAUCGUUUUUAUUCGCCAGAAUUCAAUGAAACAAGUUAUUGUUUAGACUACUCGAAUCCGAGGACAAGGACAGAUUUUAAAGUUGGUUUUGACAGGACAGCAAACCCACUUCACCCUAUUAUGUUCUUUCCACCGGAAGUUAACAUCAGUGAAGUAGAAAAGAAACGGAUAUUACGUCUUCUUCCGGACAGUUUUCUCCACACAAAAUCUCAAUCUGAUCGAGUUUAUGAACAACUAGAACAUGUACCGCGGACGUAUUCAAAUAAUUCAAAAAUAAAAGUUGUGUAUAUUUGGUAUUUGGAACAAUGGAAAAACGUCCCAACGGGUUUAGAAUUCUUCAAACAUUGCAAAGUUAACCGUUGUAGUUUGACCCACGACAGGAAAGCGGAGGCAACAGCGGACGCCGUGGUGUUUGCAAAUUCUGGCCAUCUACCACGAUCGCCACCAUUUCAGAAAUCGUCUUCAAAACAAAUCGCGAUUUUAAACAUUAAUGAAAGCCCUGAUAGAUCGUGGUCAAUGGAAAAAUAUAAAAACUAUUUCAACUGGACAAACACAUAUCGGGUAGACUCCACCAUUUACGAUCCAUAUUUCAAAAUCGGACGGGAUUGUUGGAAGCCCCCAGUUAUUCCAAAGCCUGGUCGAAAUUACGCUGAAGGCCGGACUAAGAAGGUAGCUUGGAUGGUUUCUAACUGUCACAUUGUAAAGAGUGGUCGCAUGGAUUAUGCAAAAGCUUUAGGUAAGCACGUGCAAGUGGACAUCUACGGUGGCUGUGGUACAUUGUCAUGUCCAGCAUCUAAGCAUCGAGAAUGUGUGGAGAUGACCAGGAGAGAUUACAAGUUCUACCUUUCAUUUGAAAACCACAAGUGCCACGACUAUUUUACGGAGAAAGUGAUGAACGCCUACGACGCGGAGCUGGUACCAAUAGUAUUAGGAGCAAGAAAGGAAGAUUAUGCUCAAGUACUUCCUAAACAUUCCUAUAUCCACAUAGAAGAUUUCGAAUCACCAGAAAAAUUAGGAGAAUAUCUCAACCUUCUAGACAAAAAUGAUACACUUUAUAAUGAAUAUUUCAAAUGGAAAGAGACAGGAGAUAAAAUUAUGGACGAUUUAAAUUGGUGCCGGGUCUGUACACUUUUACAUGAAACGUCACUUCCUGUCAUGUGGUAUGAAGACAUUCAAAGAUGGUGGAAGCCUGACGGGGUCUGCAAUGGUGCUAAAACCUGGGCAUGACAUUUAUAUUAUUGAUUAUAAAAAUAGGGAAAUAGAAUAUUUUAAAACUUGACAAUGAGUGAAAAAGGGGGAUUUAAUAUACAUUUGUCUAAAAUAUUGUUGCAUAAAUUUAUCGUCAUGCCGUUCAAUUGCAUAAACUGGGUCGAUAAAUUGUCAUUGAGGUAGCGGAAGGUACUCUUCAAGAUUGAUUAAUGCCUGGAGCGGUUGGCAUACCCGGAUGUAUCCAUAUCUGUUCAAGUAACUAAGGUCAGUGGAGCCUUAGGCAGUACUGACUGGAGAGAAGAAAUAUCGAGUGUUAGGUAGAGC
Messenger RNA from Pecten maximus, 2135 nucleotides. RefSeq names its product glycoprotein 3-alpha-L-fucosyltransferase A-like. The coding region runs from base 387 to 1829 and encodes 480 amino acids. NCBI's taxonomy places the organism in Eukaryota, Metazoa, Mollusca, Bivalvia, Pectinida, Pectinidae. Gene Ontology annotation, molecular function: alpha-(1->3)-fucosyltransferase activity. The record is from RefSeq and is a predicted model, not a curated record. The transcript has 2 exons. Gene Ontology annotation, cellular component: membrane.